AAUAAUUUUCCGAGGUUAUUUCCCUUGCGUCGCAUACUCGCAUUGUAAUAAGAAUUCCAGUCCGGCUGUUCCCUCUCAGAAGUCAACUGUCGGUCGUCGUCCAUGGCUCUACUCGGCGACGACGGUCGAGGCUUCGAGCUCGCUCGGAAACUCGAGACUUGCGGCGUAUGGCGGAAAUGGCUCGGCGAUUCCUGCUACGGCAAUUUCGCCCCUUAUCUCAAUUCGCCGACGACAUGGGAAGCCUUCAUGAGAGUCGAUGGAACCAAAUCUAGGGCUCAAAUCCAUCUCCAACUGAGGGUCCGAGCACUCCUUUUUGACAAAGCCAGCGUCUCCCUCUUCCUCCGCUCAAAUCCCUCUUCUUCUUCUUCUUCUUCUUCUUCUUCUUCGUCGGCGUCUCGUUCGUCCGUCGCUAUUUCCAAGCUUAAUCCAAAUUAUUUGAACUUGCAUGGUGACGAUGUUUACUUUACCCUAGAGAAUUCUUCUUCAGAUGUUUCUUCCAAUACGGCAUCAUCUAAGAUACAAUCAAAAGCAUCAUUUGGGGUUGGAUCAGGAUAUGGGGAAUCUGAAAUUGAUAAUGUCCAUCAGAUGUUUAGGAAUGAUGUUUUGCCUGAAACAUGGUAUAAUCAAUUUAUUGAGAAUUACAGAACUAGUAGACCCUAUAGGUUGUCACUUGGGGACCAAGAGCCGGAUAAACGCUCACCGGAGGAGAUGUGUGCUUAUAUAAAACUUCUGGAGAAGCAUAAGAAAAGACGUGUAGCAUAUAAGGAAGAUCAAUAUAUGGGCUAUGGAAAUCCUGUCCUAGAAAAUUCGUCAUACAUGCGACCAAAUUCAAUUUCAGAUGCCAUUAACUCAGAUGAUGACGAGUCAACAUUUUUUCCAGAAAUCAUGUUUACAUUGAACAGUGUUCCUGAUAGUGCUCUCUCAGUUGCUAAUAGAGUGGAAGAGAGACGGAAAAUUGAGUUUUAUGGAGUUCUUGAUGGCUUACCUCGGGUUAUGACUAAGAGUCCUGUUAUGAUUGAGAGGUUUGGUAUCAAUCCUUUCCUUGGCAUGGAACAUGGAGGAAAUGUACAUCAUGUAAAAAAUGGGUCUGUAGUAAACAAGAAAUGUCUUGGUCAAGAGCAAGCAUUAGAGUUGUCUCAAAAGGUGAUAGCCCGAAUGCUGGCAAGUAUUGGGUUCGAAGGUUCUACUGAAGUCCCAGUCGAAGUAUUCUCUCAGUUGAUGUCUUGUCAUAUCACUGAGCUUGGCCGCAUCUUAAAAGUUCUUUCCGAUAGUUACAGAAAGCAGUGCACAGCUGUUGAGCUUCUUAAGAUGUUCCUUCAACGGUUGAAAUGUGAUUUUGGAUCUCUUGUGGAGCAUGUCAAGGAUGGCUCCAGGACUUCUGUUCAACAGAGUCAAUCUCAAGUUCAUGGGAUACAGUCGCAGAUGAUGUCGCAAGCCCAGGCUGCCCUUCGACUACAGCAGCAAAUGUCCAGACAAAUGCAUCCCCAGAUGCAGCAAUUUGUCCACUCCCAAAAUAUGGCUUUUCAGCAGCAGCAACAGCAACAUCAUCAGCAGCAGCAACAACUGCAACAGCAACAGCAGCAACAACUGCAGCAACAACAACUGCAGCAGCAGCAACAGCAACAAUUGCAGCAGCAGCAACAGCAGCAGUUAGAGCGGAUGCGUAGACGUCAGCCAUCUACUCCUCGCUCUGGCAUGGAUGUGGACAAGGAUAGACCCUUGGUUCAGGUCAAGAUUGAACAACCAUCAGAACUGCCAAUGGAUAGCAAUUCCUUAAACAAUUUCAACAAUAGAAUUUCUCAGAUGCAUUAUAGGCAGCAAAUGGCUGCCAUGUCAAAUUACACAAUGUCAAACGUCCAUGGUCAAUCCAAUAAUCAAUUUAGACAGAUGGCUUCGGGGCAAAUCCCUCAAAUGCAGUCACAGAAUAUGGGUGUUGUUAGGGCUCCACCCGUGAAGGUUGAAGGAUUUCAAGAAUUGAUGGGUGGAGAUGCUGCAUCAAAGCACGAUUCAGAGGAAAAUAGGCUGACUUCUCCCUCCAGUAAAUAGUUAUGCAUUUGAUCAGUUAGUGUGAACACAAUGCUUGCUACUUGCAAGUACUGAAUUAUUAUUAUUUUUUUCCGUGGUUAUCUUUAUUUUCCUCAUAAAAUAUUUUGCAUACUGACAAGUUGUGCAUGUGGAGUUUUAAACUUCAGAACUGGCACAAUAGUCCCCAACUUUUUAGUAAGUGACCACUUUAGUUCCCAAUCCUUUUCUUUUGGAAACUAAGUCCCCAAUUCAUAUUUAGGGCAUGUUUACUUUGCAUUAAAGGGAAAAAAAGUGAG
Molecule: messenger RNA, 2321 nt
Organism: Morus notabilis
Lineage: Eukaryota; Viridiplantae; Streptophyta; Magnoliopsida; Rosales; Moraceae
Exons: 6
Coding region: 103-2046 (647 amino acids)
Molecular function (GO): protein heterodimerization activity
Source: RefSeq, a predicted model, not a curated record